AUGUCCUCACGUAAAAAUUCCUUAAAAAACAACUCGGAGUUCUCAUUAAACUCGACUACAUCCAAUACAAAUUCCAAUGCCAGUGCAGAUAUAACGGAUAAGUCAAUAAAUUUAAAUGAAUUUUUGGAUUUUUUAAAUUUGUCGUGUCAUGUUAAUGACAUGAUUUCCCACAAUAGUGAAGAACAACAAAGACAACAUAAGGAACAUUUUCAAACGACAAAAUCGUCUAAUGGUGCGACCGGUUUGACCACGGCUCGUCCUAAAACCUAUGGUACACAAAGUCCUAUAGAUUUUCAUAAAUUAUCUCAAAAUCGUUUAGUAAAUGAUUUAUAUGGUUUUAAUCGCCAUGUACGUUUACCGGCUGAGGAAAUAGGUGAGAAUAAUGUGGGCGCCGUGGGUGUUGAAGUUACACGUCCUUUACGACGUGCCUCUACCUUAACAACAACUUCAAAAGUAUCAAGUAAAAAUGCAGAAGGAGGUUUGCAUCCGAAAUUAAAUGAAAAAUUGGAUUAUGUUUUAAAUGAGGGCAUUUUGGAUGCAGUUUUACCUUUUAUUUGUCCAGUGCCACUGCCAGCUAAUUACACUAGUCGUUUGAAACCCAAACAACAAAGAGAAGGCAAAGAUAUCAAAAAUGUUACAGCCCAAUCAUCUGAUGCCUGCCGCGAAGAAACAAAUGAGUCAGAAUGCGCUGCAAACAAGGAUUCCGCCACUAAAGUAAAAGCUAAAACAAGUGUAACACAACUAAAGUCCUCGACAGUGGUUAAUGCCACCAAAAAGGAUCCGGAAGUUGUUAUACAUGUUUGUGAUGAGGUGAAAAAUACUUCUAAGGAUUUCAUGUGUCCUCAGAGUUUGCUCGUCAGCAAGAUGGGUUACUUUGCCGAUGUUACUGCCGGUCAAAAGCUCGAGGAUAUGGAUAUAUCGGUACACUGUGACAUACAAAUCUUCGAAUGGCUUAUGAAAUGGGUAAAAUCGGAGAAUGCCACUAGCAGCACGUCUAGUGUAGAUCCUAACAAUGAUAUGGCACCAAAUUUAAAUGUUAAUAAUGUGGUUCCCAUAUUAGUUUCAGCUAGUUUUUUACAGAUGGAACCCUUGCUUAUGGAUUGCUUAAGCUUUUGUCACUCCCGCUUGGGUGAAGUGGUACGAGUUUCUACCAAUCUCUCCUGUUUAAAUGAUACCAUAAUCACCCGCAUGGCUGCCAUGUUCACUAAUGUUGAAUUGGAAAUGGUGUGUGAUAAAAAGGAUCGUUUAUUGCCGCGUUUAUGGACCAAACUUAUCUUGAGUCUUUUCGAACCAGAAACGGAAGCUUUAAGGGGUCAUUACUAUAGUUUAUCGGGUUUAUUUAAAUGUGCAAAAUGUCAAAAAUGUUUAACCAAUACCAUGAAGUCCUAUAUACAGUGUAUACCAGGUAAUGUACGUUUAAAUCGUUGGGGUCAAAUUGUUAGUCAUCAUGUGCGCGAAUCUUCAUGGGAUUUGAAUUACUAUAUAGCCCAACUAUUUAAAGAGGUUAAAUCGUGGCGUUUGGUCUAUUGGAAACUAUGGGGUCAUGCUCAUUAUUUGUACUGCUGUCUGUGUGAAAUGUACUUUCCGGUUUAUCAGAUGUCUUGGUGUCGUUAUCAUCCCGAAUCACCUAGCUUUCUCGGUCCUGUUGCCGAGGGUCGUACUACAGGUCCAGCUGGUCGUUAUGCUUGUUGUGGCCAACAGGCUUUUCGUUAUGAAACCUUACCGGGUCCUCAUGGCUGUCAGUUUCGUGAACAUAGCGUUUUAGUAGAAACUGAUCGUGAACGUUCUAUAUUAUCUAUAGUGCAGUUAGCUAUUGAGGGUAAAGCCUUAGGUGAUUGCCCUCCACAUCGUAUGCAAGACUUAUUGGCUAAUGGAGAAAUUGAACACAGAUGGAUGGGUAUAUCGUUGAUGCCUCAACGUUGUCGUCAGGGUUUGUUGCCGGUUUUGAAUCCAGAUG
Molecule: messenger RNA, 1957 nt
Organism: Lucilia sericata (common green bottle fly)
Lineage: Eukaryota; Metazoa; Arthropoda; Insecta; Diptera; Calliphoridae
Source: RefSeq, a predicted model, not a curated record